Molecule: messenger RNA, 2866 nt
Organism: Lytechinus variegatus (green sea urchin)
Lineage: Eukaryota; Metazoa; Echinodermata; Echinoidea; Temnopleuroida; Toxopneustidae
Product: circularly permutated Ras protein 1-like
Exons: 21
Coding region: 47-2761 (904 amino acids)
Biological process (GO): intracellular protein transport; COPII-coated vesicle cargo loading; endoplasmic reticulum to Golgi vesicle-mediated transport
Cellular component (GO): COPII vesicle coat; endoplasmic reticulum exit site
Molecular function (GO): zinc ion binding; SNARE binding
Source: RefSeq, a predicted model, not a curated record
AACCAAUUAUAUUCAUUAGUAAGGGAGAAAACAGGAGAGCAUUGCAAUGGAUUUCGGAUCCUCCCACAUUUUCACCGAUGUUGGAUCCGACUCGGAAGAGAUAACGGCUGCUGAUCUCCAAGCACAAUAUGGCAUAUACCAACCCUUGGGAUCAACAAUGUCAGGUCUUGCCGUCACCCAGGCAGAUGUGCUUUAUGAUAACUUUCUUGGAGAUACAAAAGGAGAAGGACGUGGAGGUGCAGAACCAAUUUACGAUAACCGAAGUACCCAGAAGGCAUCAACGAAAAGCAGCGAUUACGCCAAACCGUAUGAUUACUUAAAGAGACAGAGUCAUCCUUAUGAAUAUGCUGGUCCCGGCUCAUUUAGGGGAAAUGCCCCUCCUCCUCUCCCUCCGAUGAGGAAAAAGGAAGGGGAGGUUGACCCCAUGGAUGACCCCACUUACGCAGCAUUCCAAGAGGGACAGUAUCAAGAACUUCUGAGAAAAGGCUCAUCCAAGAUUCGUCGAGCUGAUACUAACAUUGUCGCCGUCAAGUUUGAUAAGCUUGUACAGGCCGAGAACACAAUGACGGGGUCACCGGUCUUUUGUUCUAGUAACUGCGGAGCUGCCAUGUCACAUCUCAGUAAAAUAUCAAAACUAUACGCAGGAAAGUGCUGGAUCUGUGAGUUCUGUGAAACCGAAAACCCUGUCACCGAUGAUACAGUCGUCCCUACGACAGAAGACAGUACCUACGUCGUAGGACCGGGGUCAGGGGGCGGUGCCGACACACUUGUCAUCUUCUGUGUGGAUGUGUCUGGGAGCAUGGCGGUUACGACAGAGGUAUCUGGGGAAGUGUCUCUGCAAGGCAGGCGUAGCGACGAGCAGGUGGCGCUGCAGGCUUACCAGGAGGAGCUUGAUGCCGCCGAACAGAGGUCUAGGGCCGCCCAACAAGAGGCCCUCAAUGCCCAGAUGCUAGCCAGCUAUCAGGAAACCAUCGAGGACCAGGCCCAAGCCUUGGCCCAGUUCCAGAUUGCAAGAACUGCAUCAACUGCGUCAUCAGUGCAAUUUCCACCUCCUCCGUCACCACUGGAUCAGGCCAUUCCAUCGGCCCCGCCCGGGACGCUACCCCCACCAUCCCGCCAGCCCAGUGCGGCGCCCUCUGUAGCGGGUAGAGUGCAGGGUGAGAGGCAUAGCGAGCUGGAAGAGAGGUACGUCGCUGCACCCCAGAGGUCCUUUGUUGGUUCCCAGAGACAGGCACCUCCAAGGCCGCCGCCUCCAACGUACGCUGCCACUGCCGCUCCAAGACCUGCUCCUCCACCACCUAUGGCUGCACCUGAACCUAAGAAGCAUGUUUCAUAUGUAUCCAGACUCCAAUCAAUGCAGUCGGCCAUACAGCAACAGGUUGACAAACUGCAAGCAGAGAACAGUCACAAGAGAGUCGGACUUGUAGCAUUCAACAACAAUGUGACGGUGAUCGGAGACGGCAGUCUUGAUCCCGUGCCUCUAGAGGGUGCCGGUCUCACCGACAGGGAAAGUCUUAUCAGUCUCGGCCAGAACUUUCCCCUCCCCGGUCCUAUCUCAGAGGUGCAUCGCUAUCUCACUGACAAGAUAUACAGUCUGACAGAGAGUGGACAGACUGCCUUAGGCCCCGCCCUUCUUAUCGCCAUCUCCAUGGCAGCCCAGAAGCCGGGGUCAAAGGUCAUCAUGUGUACAGAUGGAAUGGCAAACAUUGGCUUGGGGACGCUAAACGACAUGGACAACGAUGCAGCCUACGAAGAAGCAGCAAAAUUCUACGACGAGGUCGGCAACUUUGCUCGAGAUUCAGGUGUAUGUGUAUCUGUGCUCACGUUAGAAGGCGAGGACUGUCGAGCUAUUGAGCUAGGUAGUGUAGCGGACAAGACAAGAGGACAGGUGAGCAUUGUCAAGCCAAAUGACCUCAACCAGCAGUUUGCAGACAUUCUAGCCGACCCAGUCCUCGCUACCAAUGUAUCGGCCAGGAUGGUGCUUCACAAAGGCCUGUUCUUUAGGGAUAGUGAGAAUGAUAGCUCACGGAGCCAAGCGACCCACAAUGUUGGACUUGUGACUGCUGACUCAGAAACUACAUUUGAAUUUGGAGUGAGGAGAAAAGAAGUGAUUUAUGAUAACUAUGGCGGAACUACAGUGGUGGAGAGAGUCGAAGAUGAGCCGAUCUAUGAGAGCGUCGCACAGACUAUGAUAGAGGGACUAGAGAGGCUACCAUUCCAGGUCCAGAUCCGAUACACAGGCCGUGAUGGUCUUGACUACCAGAGGAUUCUCACCAUGGAUAGACCAGUUACCAAGGAUAGAAAGUUUGCCGAACAAAAUGCUAAUGUUGGUGUAAUUGGAGCACACGCGGCUCAGUCUGCGGCCAAGUUAGCUGUAGAAGGUGCCUACGCCCAGGCACAAAUCAACGCUGUCAUUACACAGAAGCUUGUACAACGAUGCACGCAACCAGAGGAAGGUCAGGAGCAGGAGGGUAUCUAUCAGACGUUCCUUGCCAACAUGGCUCCAAUCCACUCUGAAAUCACGCGGGCUCAUCAGCAAGAGUGGGAUGCUGGUGAAUAUAUGGAGCUUGAAAAACGGAGCGAAGAAGAGAGCGAUGAUGAUGAUGUUCCGUUGGUCACCAAGAACAAAAAGAUUAGUAAGAAGAUGAAGAAUCGUCGCAAGAAUGUGUCGGACCGACAAGCCAGUGUCUUCUACCGGAUGAAGGGCGCCACCACGAAGAUGUUCAACAAGCAGGCCUACAGUAUGUCAGAGAUGGUGUAGUUUGAACCUGCUGGGAAAGGUUCCUGUGUAGUACAUUGGGAGACUUUCACAUAUGUAGUGAAAGUAGCUCUAUUAGCAUAUCAGAUGUGACGUUUGGGCCUGCUG